UGUUUAUGUUAACAUGAAUGAGAUUCAGAUAUUUGAUACCAACUCUUUAACUUGGUAUAAUGUUACAGCUUCCGGUGACCAUAUUGGAAUGCGUGCAUUUCAUUCAGCUGUUUUAAUUCGUAAUUCAAAAAUUCUUAUAUUUGGAGGUUCGACAACAAACUUUGCAAUUAUAGCGAACCCCGAACUUGCAAUAUUAGAUACCAACAUUUAUCCUUUUAAAUGGGCAGCUUUAUAU
Molecule: messenger RNA, 235 nt
Organism: Racocetra persica
Lineage: Eukaryota; Fungi; Glomeromycota; Glomeromycetes; Diversisporales; Gigasporaceae
Source: the annotation of a GenBank genome assembly